Messenger RNA from Penicillium cosmopolitanum, 3363 nucleotides. RefSeq lists its product as uncharacterized. The coding region runs from base 1 to 3363 and encodes 1120 amino acids. The transcript has 3 exons. NCBI's taxonomy places the organism in Eukaryota, Fungi, Ascomycota, Eurotiomycetes, Eurotiales, Aspergillaceae. The record is from RefSeq and is a predicted model, not a curated record.
AUGAAUCGAUUUCGCAAGAACAAGAAGGCCAAGGAGGUGAAGGAUACUUUGGGUGAGCUGGAGGGUAGCUCAUCAAGUUCCUCCCCCUUUAGCUUGAAACCGUCUAAGAAGAAGGAUGCCCCCGAAUCGACACCACAGCUAGAUUUUACCGCAGCCCUCCCGCCGACAGAUGAUUUUCGAACCAGUCUACUAAUGCCGAAGCUCUCGGCCCGGUUCAGUAUGUUGAGGGAGCAGGACGACCCGGAAUCCAAGAUGGGCAAGGCUAGUGAUGACAGUGUCCUGUUCCCCAAGCGUGCCUCUCGACUGAACCUCUUUGGACACAACCCCAAUAUGCUCACCGAUAUCGAUGAAGUAUCCUCCAAUGAUGGCAGCUGCCGACCUUCGAUGGCCCUUGGACGUACCGACUCUUAUGCUUCCGGUGAUUUAGGAUAUGGCACAGACGAUGAUCGGUCCCAAAGUGGUAGCAUGAUGAGCAGAGCUCGACGAGCGGAUGGCAACAACCUAUUCGGAGGCCGUCAAAAGGUGUACCGGAUCCCUGUACGCCAUGGCGGAGCCCCAUCGCCCGUUUCACCCGGUGCGUCAGCUAGUGGAAUGGGAAAGGCAGUCUACGAGCAUGACCUAAACCUCUCUGCUUUCCAAAAGAUGAGACGCAAGGAGAAGGAGGAAAGAAUGGCCGCAGAUGAAGCCGCACGCGACUCCAUCUCCCACGAAUUUGAAGACGCCAAUUCGACUAGUUCGUCACACAACCGCACAACUUACUCCUCCACAGCAUCUGGACCCACCGUCGAUCCUCGCACAUCAACUGCGGCCACCUCGAUCGAUGAGAGUCAAUUCGCUUCUUCUCAGUCACAGCCACCUUACAUCGGAGCGCCAGAAGGUCCCCUCGAGGCUCGGCCACCCUCCGCUAUGUCUACCCCACGAAAUGGAUCUGUCCGAACCCGUCGUCUCUAUGGCCAAGGCUUAACACAGGCUGCACAGAGCCAGCAGAACUCGACCUUGAAUCGUCUUGAAAGUCUGAGUCGCCAGCGUUCCGGAACACCAGAUUCGACUUUGAAUCGUAACUACUCCCGGAGUGCCGUCAACCUACGUGAUCGACUGCAAAAACUUGCCAUUGCGGAGCCAGCUACGACGUCUCGACCGACCAGCCCGCCUUCAUCCGCCACAUCGCCGAAGCAAGCGCCAGUCCCCGAGCCGCUCUCCAAGGAACGUAUCUCACCUACUGCUGCUACCUUUGGAAACGCCCCUCCCCUGAGCCCCCCGUCUAGUGAAACUGGCGAUGGUGCUUCCUUAUUAGCUGCGGCACUAAGCCCGGAGGACCACGGCAAAGCAACCGCCAUGGGUCUCUUCAACAGACCUGCCACUGGCUUCGAUGAGCAGGCAUUUUCGCGCCGUCAAUUAGCGAUGCACCAAGGUCGGGCCACUCCUCCACCACGCCGAUCCUCGCCCCCACGCCAGGCUCCUCGAGCCGAGUCAGCUUCCUCGCAUUAUAGCAGCGAUGCUCACCACGGCAUGGAUCAAUCCCGGGAUGCAUCGCCUUCGCGACCUGGAGUGAGAACCUUCUACGCUAACUCGACUGCAAGCGAGUCUGGAGAUGAAGGCGAUGAGCGCCCGUCUUACGAGGUCUCUUCGGUUACACCGGAAUAUGGACAAUCCCUACACAAUUCAAGCACCGCCUCCAAACCACCUACGCCGAAUGGUGAGCAUCUCGAGACUCUUCCUGAGGUCCGCUAUUCGGAUCUCGGCGACCUUAAGCCCAUUGAAGAGAAUUCGAUGCUGGAGGCUACUGUGUCCAAUGAGGAUAGCAACGAUGUACCUCAAAGACCCGACUCGCCAGUCCUUCAAGCUGGAUUCGGCCUGACAGGAAUCAGUUCUCAUCUUCGCCAGGAGAGUGACGUAUCCUCCAUCUAUCCUCCUCCUUCCCCUCGGCUGCCACAAUACGAGCAGGGCACCCAGGAAGCCACUGUCCCCGAGCAGCGCAUCUCCCCCGCCGAGGAGAUCCACCAGGAGGAGGCCACUCGGUCAUCCACCGAGCAGCCAGAGACAUCGAGCCCUCGGGCACUAUCUCGACACUCUUCUGAGACGACAGUGAACCGUUCCAGCGAGGACUCCUCAGAUAACGGGGUCUCCGCAAAGAAUCCGUCGUGGAAAGAAGAGCUCAACUACCAUCACCGCAGGGAUGGCAGCACUGAGACCCAGAGGGAACGAGAAGAAUUUGCCAUCGAGCUCGCGGAGCGGCGCAAGAAGGUCCAAGAGAAACUACGCAGCGUAGCCGAGGAGGAGACUUGGCGCCACGACGAACGGCCCCAGACGAACUUUGGCCGCAACGCCAGUACCCCCAUGGUUCCAACCGAGCGAUCAUUCCGAUCUCGCAUGCCGACCAUGACCCGCAGAAGCAAUGAAGAGUCCCGCGAGUCUAGCCGCAGCCGUGGUCCCUCCCCGCAACCCGGUUUCCGAUCUCAGAGAGACCGCUCGGGUUCUGAGGGCUCGAGCCGAUCGAAGAGCCGCACUAGACACCGCGACCGCGAUGAUUUGCAAACUGUCGAGGAAGGAACCGUCAUUGCCCACGACAACUUUGUGAUGCCGGACAACUUCGAGCCCCCUGUACCCGCCUCGGUUCCUGGCUCGAGGCGCCAAUCGUCGGAAUUCAAUGAGCCUGGCAUGUAUGACCGCUCCCCUUCUGCUUCGUCGGGCAGAUUUCGCAGCGCAAGCCGUUCUGGUACCCCCAGCUUCCAUUAUGAGCGACCUUUCCAAUUCCCGCAGGCCCCUCACCCGCCCCCAAUCAUUGGUGCAACUCCACGACCAUCUCCCGCGACCCCGGCCUACUCGGCCAAUGCAACCCCUCCGCUGAACGAUGUUCCCUCCGACCAGUCUUCGACAUCUCUGGCAGCAACAGCAGCAGCCAGCAGUGCGAGCGCCCUGCCCCAGCGUGCUCCCGGCCACGCCAUGCUCCAAAAGCGCCCUAUCAACAAGAAGCUGAUUUCAGAGCCUACCUUCGUCUCAUCGACAUCGAACGUCCCUACGGUCGGCCUGCCGCCAGGUGGUGUUUCUCCGCCAAACGGUGCACCCCCACUCCCUCCGAUGAACCCGCGUCGUCGCCGUGGAACCCAAACAAUUCUCGGUGCCUUCCGCACUGAUAAGCACGACUCAUCUCGGUCUGGAUCCCCGGCUCCCAGCUUCUCAGAUGAGCGUAGCUCCUUCGUGGACGAUGAGAAACGUCCCCAAUCUCGCAACCGUCUCCGCAAGACAUCCAGUGCCGGUGGUAGCUUGAGCGCCCGGGCACGCCAGGAGGCAAUGGCCAGCCCUGCCCCUGCUGUCCCUCAAUACCCCCCACCCGCCAUCCCCGUUGAUGGCGGCAUGUUCUAA